CCAGCACAAAGAUGUCUUGCUACGACCUGUGCCAACCAAAAACCAGCGUGGCCGUCCCCCAGCCCAUCGCUGAGAGCUGCAACGAGCUGUGCGCCCGCCAGUGCCCCGACUCCACAGCCUUCAUCCAGCCUCCACCCGUGGUUGUCACCUUCCCCGGCCCCAUCCUCAGCUCCUUCCCCCAGCAAGCCGUGGUGGGCUCCUCCGGAGCACCCGCCUUUGGGGGCAACCUGGGGCUGGGGGGCCUCUACGGGGCCGGGGCCACGCUGGGCUCGGGGGGCCUCUGCACCCCUGCCAGACCCUAUGUUUCUCCCGCCUGCAACCCUUGCGUCUUGCCACGCUACAGCAAGAAGCUCUGGGACACCUGUGGUCCCUGCUAGACCCACAGCACACCUAGGCACUGCCCCCAGCUCGGAUACCAACAUCACCUCCACCCAUGCAGGGCUGAGCUGGGUGGUAUGGGGCACUGAUGAGUGCUGAGUAUCCCCAGCACCAGCCAACGUCUUGAAGCUGGCAGUGCCAGACUCCCUCUACUCUUCCUUUUUCUCUGCUCCUCUUCCCUCCUUUCUCCUCUGAGCUCUUGGAUACAGCUAGAUGUGGACCUGCAAUGCUCCUUGGGGCUGUUGGGCCAAGUCCUCGGUCUCUGGAAUAUCACAGGCAGACAGCAUCUGAAGUGAGAAGAAAUGCUUUUGAGAAGAUCCUUCCGCCUCCACCAACAAGGGGCAACCAUCCUGUCUGGGUGUUGCUCAUUGUCUCUCUGAAAAUCUCCCCUACCCCUCUGGGCACAAUAAAGGAUUCUUGCUUGCAA
This is a messenger RNA of Cuculus canorus (common cuckoo), 805 nucleotides long. Its product is annotated as scale keratin-like. Lineage: Eukaryota; Metazoa; Chordata; Aves; Cuculiformes; Cuculidae. The record is from RefSeq and is a predicted model, not a curated record. Gene Ontology annotation, molecular function: structural constituent of cytoskeleton. The transcript has a single exon. Gene Ontology annotation, cellular component: intermediate filament. Bases 12 to 377 code for a protein of 121 amino acids.